GCUACAGGGACAGAUUCAUUAUGCGGAAAUCGAUCCGCCAUUUCCUGGUUGCAAAAAUCCUGAUAGUUCGCUUCGCCUAAUUUCAGUUUGUGACAAAACAAGCAGUCAUUGGAUAGAGAAUCAGUGUACGAUCUAAACCGCUGUGGAAUGUAUAUUUCCAUAACCAAUAAUAUUGUAUAUUCAUCUGUUUGAAGCUGGCGUGUAAAACCGAAUGUAAAAGACACAAAACGAAACUUCAGCACGGGAAGCAUAGAAGUAGCACACAUAGAACAGAAGUACCGCUUCGUAUACUUGCUUUCAAUAUGAAUGAAAUAUCUAUAACUCAUAUUUCUAUGUGAAUGUGUUCGAUUCUCCCAAAAAGUUACAUAUUGUAGCAAGGGCCAGGUCAGCAUCACCAGCCAGAGGGCGCUCAGUUUCAGAUGAUUUUAUUUUGGAGAGGAAGUUAAUAGGUGGUUUGAGAGGAAUCGGAGAAACAUAAACCGUUUAUAAUCGCAAUGGAAACACAUGAUGUUGUUUAAUUCACUUGCAUUUGACUUGCGGAGUGCACAGCUUGGCUACUUUGAAUCGCGGUCGUAUAAGCGAGCUGCUGAAAGCGAUGGUUAAAGUUUGAGACCGAUCGAAUCAAAAUCAAGACGAUGAGACAAAAAAGAGACGAUCGUUGAAGAGGAUUAAAAGCGCCCGGAAACCUUUAUUUAUCUCUUCUUUGGUCAGAUUCUGCUCACUUAAUUCAUUAUUGGUGACCAGUUCCCUGGUGUUUUGUUUUACAAAAUGUACAAGAUGUAAAUCCACAGCCAUGUGGUUUAUUUUCUUUCCAUGUAAGUAAGUUAUUAGGCCUACAAUGUAGCUAUUUUCUUCAUCACAGAAUAGGUGUUUUAAGUAAAUCGGUAUACUUAGGGUUAUUGUACAUUAUUGCCUCAAUAUCGAUUAGGAAGUGCUACAUUUUCAUAUAAUGUAGCCUAAUUCAAAAUAAUUUAUUAGACCACAGACUCUUGCCUCUCUUGUUUACCGUAGGACAGCCUACAUGCACGAAAUGGACACAAAACAACUCCUAAACAUCUUUUUAAACUUUAAAUUGACUUUUUAAGAGCCGAUAAUGUUGCUAAAUCGCAUUGUUUUUGCAUUCAUACAUUUUUUAAAUCACCAAGCCCACAGCAGUCAGACCUGUUUCUAUUGGCAGUGCCCCAAUCUGCCAGAUUUGCGAUGCAUAAUCUUCAGAGGAAAAAAACAAUUUCUAUUUUUGACUGUUUUAGAUAAUCCCAAACUAGGCAAGUUAACAUUUAUUUUAUGCAUUAGGAUUAUUUAUUUACAUCCAUCCUGUAAAUGAUUCAUAUCUAAUUCAUAAACCAUUCUUUCUCCUUCAUGCUAUAUCCACAUAUCUAUAUGUGCUAAGAGCUCAUAUUUCUCUAAGGAGGCUAAUUUUAGUAAAGAAAAAAGGGUUGGAUUUCAUCCCUCUGCUUCCUACAACAGACAUCUGUUACCAGUUGAAGUAUCAUUCACUCUGAAAAUAGCAGCAAACAGGAAAUUGCUCACACACUGAAGUCUCUUCAGGUUCCCGUGUGAGGUCAUACAGAUGGGACACGGCGGUGUGGGGAGCAAAGCUGGCGCUGGCGGCUGACAGGCCCCUCCAGUGGCCAAUCAGGAUGCAUGUCUCCUCAAUGGGUGUCAGCAAGCUCUGCUUCCUGUUCUCCCUGGCUCUCUGUGCCCUGUUGCUCCUCAUCCCCACCCUCCAGCCCUCACAGCAUCAGGGGGACCUUCCCCGGCCCCGGGCCCACAACAAGCCUGCCUGGCACCCUGGACGUCUGGUGGUUCCUCUCCAGGCAGAUAUGGGGAAAGUGACAGUGGGGCGUAAUGGGAUUGAUGGUGACUCUAUGGGGCAAAGUACACCAAGAGAGACCAAUAGGACUGUGGAUGGGGACUGGGUGUAUACAGCUCGUCGAGCUGACACCCAGGGUGCUGGGAAGCAUAUAGACUCUCAGACAGGGUCAGACGGGGACUUUCUCCACAGAACUGGGGGUGUGAUGGGGGCUGGAGGGUCUCGGCCCAGGAACCCUCUGGAGCUGAAAGACAUUUUCAUAGCGGUGAAGACCACCAGGAAGUACCACAAGUCCAGAUUGGAUCUGCUGUUCCAGACCUGGGUGUCCAAAGCCAAAGAACAGACCUUUAUAUUCACAGAUGGGGAGGAUCAGGAGCUGAGGAGGAGAGCAGGGGAUAACAUCAUCAACACCAACUGUUCAGCAGCACACACACGGCAGGCCCUGUGCUGUAAGAUGUCUGUGGAAUACGACAAGUUCAUCGAGUCACAGAGGAAGUGGUUCUGCCAUAUGGAUGAUGAUAACUAUGUGAUUGUACCCAGUCUGCUGAAGCUGCUGUCCUCCUACCACCAUACGCAGGAUGUUUAUCUGGGCCGGCCCAGCCUCGACCACCCCAUAGAGGCCGCAGAGAGGGUCAAGAGUGACGGAUCUGUGUCAGUGAAGUUCUGGUUUGCUACAGGAGGAGCAGGGUUCUGUAUCAGUCGUGGUCUGGCCCUCAAGAUGAGUCCAUGGGCUAGUCUGGGCAACUUCAUCAGCACGGCGGAGAAGAUCCGUCUCCCUGACGACUGCACCAUGGGUUACAUCAUUGAGGCGCUGCUGGAGGUGACACUGACACACACACACCUCUUCCACUCCCACCUGGAGAACCUGCAGAGGCUUCCCACAGACACCGUGCUGGAGCAGGUCACUUUGAGCUACGGAGGUUUUGAGAACAGGAGGAAUGUGAUCAGCAUUGGAGGAGCCUUCUCUCUGGUGGAGGACCCGUCACGGUUUAAGACUGUCCACUGCCUCCUCUACCCAGAGACUGACUGGUGUCCUAGUUUGGGUCACCAUUGAUGACCACUACAGUACAGCAUAUCUACAAUACUUCCUACCGGCCUGGUUGACUGGUGUCCUAGUAUGGGUCACCAUUGAUGACCACUACAGUACAGCAUAUC
Molecule: messenger RNA, 2968 nt
Organism: Oncorhynchus mykiss (rainbow trout)
Lineage: Eukaryota; Metazoa; Chordata; Actinopteri; Salmoniformes; Salmonidae
Source: RefSeq, a predicted model, not a curated record